GCUGCAAUCAUGUCAGUACAAGUGAUGGCUCCCAGCUCUGCAGCCGGCAGUGUGACAGUCGCUAUUCACCCUCUGGUGAUUAUGAAUAUUUCGGAGCAUUGGACACGAGUGAGAUCGCAAGACAAAGUGCAGAAUCCGAAAGUGUUGGGAGCUCUGAUUGGAACUCAGAAGGGUCGCAACUUAGAGAUUUUCAAUUCAUUCGAGUUGCAGUGUGACGUAGGGAACGAUCAUGACGUCAUCAUCAAUAGGGAAUAUUAUACCACCAAGGAGGAGCAAUUCAAAAUGGUCUUCAAAGAUCUUGAUUUUUUGGGUUGGUAUACGACUGGAGAUUUGGCCGGAACUGUUGAUGACAUGAAAGUGCACAGACAGGUUUGUGAGAUAAACGAGAGCCCAAUAAUGAUGAAGUUGAGUCCUGAAGUUCGAACAAACGAGCUUCCUAUCAGUGUCUUCGAGUCUGUUAUCGAUCUUGUAGACGGCGAAGCUUGCAUGCAAUUUGUUGAACUAAAGUACACGAUCGCAACUGAAGAAGCCGAACGAAUCGGAGUCGACCACAUCGCCAGACUGACAUCGUCAGGAACAUCAGAACAAUCAUCAGUUGCUGAGCAAUUGUCAGUACAGCACAGUGCUGUAAAGAUGCUACAUACACGAGUCCGACUUAUUUUAGAUUAUGUACAAGCUGUACAAGCAGGUGAGUUACCUAGAAAUCAUGCAAUUCUACGAGAAAUCAAUAGCUUGUGCCACCGGCUGCCGGCAAUAGACACAGCAUUUUUCAAAGAAGAUUUCUUUACUCAAUGUAAUGACAUCAUGCUAAUGUCAUACCUCGCUUCCAUGACCAAAGGCUGUGACAUCAUGAACACGUUUAUUGCGAAGCUCAAUGCGCUAUUCGAUCGUCACGGGAUGGGGAGAAGAAUGCGAGGUCUAUUUUACUAGAAACCAUACUGACAGACUCUUUUGUUUCAUGUAGCAUGUGUGGCAGUUAAUAAGCCUUGCUGUCUCCAGAAACUGCAUGCCAUAAUAAGUUGCUGUUGGGCAAAUAUAGCGAAUGAUGUAGAGUGUA
Corticium candelabrum is the source of this 1057-nucleotide messenger RNA. RefSeq names its product COP9 signalosome complex subunit 6-like. The record is from RefSeq and is a predicted model, not a curated record. Gene Ontology annotation, cellular component: COP9 signalosome. The coding region runs from base 10 to 930 and encodes 306 amino acids. NCBI's taxonomy places the organism in Eukaryota, Metazoa, Porifera, Homoscleromorpha, Homosclerophorida, Plakinidae. Gene Ontology annotation, biological process: protein deneddylation. The transcript has 9 exons. Gene Ontology annotation, molecular function: metallopeptidase activity; protein binding.